GGCCGCGGCCAAUCGCGCCACGACGGGGGAGGAGCCCCAAAGGGGGAAAAAAGAAAGUGCAGCGGAAAGUAAGAGGCUCAUUGGGCGACGACUGUCCGGAUCGGGGUCCCCAGGGCUCCGCUUUGACCAGACGCAGGGAAAGAAGCAGCGCUGAGCGAGUCGACAUCCAUCCUCGCCUCUUUCGCUGCACCCACUCUGUCUCCCAAGAAAGGUGGACAAGAUGAGACCUCUGUGGUGUGUAAUGAGUCUCUACUUCUACGGGAUCCUGCAGAGUGAUGCCUCGGAACGCUGCGAUGACUGGGGACUAGAUACAAUGAGGCAGAUCCAAGUGUUUGAAAAUGAGCCCGCUCGCAUCAAGUGCCCACUCUUUGAACACUACUUGAAAUAUAACUACAGCACAGCCCAUUCAGCUGGCCUUACUCUGAUCUGGUAUUGGACCAGGCAGGACCGGGAUCUUGAGGAACCAAUUAACUUCCGCCUCCCUGAGAACCGCAUUAGUAAGGAGAAAGACAUACUCUGGUUCAGGCCCACCCUCCUUAAUGACACGGGCAACUAUACCUGCAUGUUAAGGAACACUACAUAUUGCAGCAAAGUUGCAUUUCCUCUGGAAGUUGUCCAAAAAGAUAGCUGCUUCAAUUCUCCCAUGAAAGUCCCCGUGCACAAACUGUAUAUAGAAUAUAGUGUUCAGAAGAUCACUUGUCCAAAUAUAGAUGGAUUCUUCCCUCCCAGUGUCAAACCAACCGUCACUUGGUACAUGGGCUGUCAAAAAAUACAAAACUUUAAUAAUGUGGUACCUGACAACAUGAACUUGAGUUUUUUCAUAGCUUUGGUUUCAAAUAACGGAGAUUACACCUGCGUUGUUACGUAUCUGGAAAAUGGGCGGCAGUUCCACCUCACCAGGACUCUGACCGUGAAGGUGGUAGGCUCACCAAUAUAUGCAUUGCCCCCCCAGAUCUAUUCACCCAAUGAUCGUGUGGUCUAUGAGAGAGAACCAGGAGAGGAGUUACUCCUUCCGUGUCAAGUCUUUUUCACCUUCCUGAAGGACUCUCACAAUGAGGUCUGGUGGACCAUUGAUGGAAAAAAGCUGGAGGACACCACUAUUGAACUAACUGUUAAUGAAAGUACAAGUUGGUCCAAAAUAGAAGAUGAAACAAGAACUCGAAUUCUGAGCAUCAAGAAAGUUACUGCUGAAGAUCUCAAACGCAGCUAUGUCUGUCAUGCUAAAAAUGCUAAAGGGGAGGUUUACCAGCCAGCCAGGGUGAAACAGAAAGUGGUAGCUCCAAGAUACACAGUGGAGCUGGCGUGUGGUUUUGGGGUCACAGUCCUGCUGGUGGUGGUUCUCAUUAUCGUUUACCAUGUUUAUUGGCUGGAGAUGGUCCUGUUUUACCGAGCACAUUUUGGAACAGACGAAACCAUUUUAGAUGGGAAGGAAUAUGAUAUUUAUGUAUCCUAUGCAAGGAAUGCCGAAGAAGAAGAAUUCGUAUUACUGACCCUCCGUGGAGUUUUGGAGAAUGAAUUUGGAUACAAGCUGUGUAUCUUUGACCGAGACAGCCUGCCUGGGGGAAUUGUCACAGAUGAGACCUUGAGCUUCAUUCAGAAAAGCAGACGUCUCCUGGUUGUCCUAAGCCCCAACUACGUGCUCCAGGGAACCCAAGCCCUCCUGGAGCUCAAGGCUGGCCUAGAAAACAUGGCCUCUCGGGGAAACAUCAACGUCAUUUUAGUGCAGUACAAAGCUGUGAAGGAGACGAAGGUGAAAGAGCUGAAGAGGGCUAAGGCGGUGCUCACGGUCAUUAAAUGGAAAGGGGAGAAAUCCAAGUAUCCACAGGGCAGGUUCUGGAAGCAGCUGCAGGUGGCCAUGCCUGUGAAGAAAAGUUCCAGGUGGUCUAGAAGUGGCGAGCAGGGCCUCUCCUAUUCAUCCCUGAAAAACGUAUGAAAGGGACAAUGAAAGGUGUAACACAUCCAAGGGUACUUUGGAAGAAAGAGUUCCUCCCUCUUUAUGUCCAAUUCAUUAUUUCAUUGACAGAAAACAAUUCUGUGGAAGCCUUCCCAUAGGGAUAAGUUCAGGGUGACUGUGUGACUAGCUGUUCUGUUUUCUCAGGCAAUACUAAGUUUCAGAAUGAUUGUGUCACCAGUCUGUCACCAGUCUCUGAUGUCACUAUGUUCUUUGCAGGCAAAGACUUGGUUAAUGCACAUUUUUUCUUCUGCAUCUUCUAUCCCUCUUAUUACUUGUCUCUAUUCUCUCUCUCUCUCUCUCUCUUUUCUGCCCCUCCUUGCAUUUUAACAUAAUGGGGCAGCCUUUGGCCCUGGACUGAAAGAUCCCUUAAUGAUAAGUCAUCUAUAAACAUCUAUAAACAGGGUCAUGAGUUUCCAAGUAUAGUUUUCUGUUUCUUUUAUUAUUACUCAUCCAUUAAAAAGAUAAACAGGGUCUAAAUUUACUUUACCUGAGGAUAAUGAGCUCCUUUGCUCACUCUGCUAUCCCACACACCAUCACAGCUGGACUGAUGGCCACGUAGACGAUACAGAGCAGUAAUUACUGAAACUGUUCCUAUAAUUGACUGUAGGACUUGCCCGCAUUUUCUCCUAUACCCCUGUGCCUUAUAUCUCAGGUAAUUGAUGUCAUGUUUGUCAACUUGAAAAAUAUAAUGUUUUUAUUAUAGUAAACUUCUGAGUAUCUCUAGCUUGACCCAUACUUAUUAUUCCAUCUUUCUUCUCCACUGUAACUUGCUUGUAUCAGUCAGUCAGAGUUUACAGGUGGCCCUACACCUGGCUCAUACUGGUAGGAAACUUCUCUAAUGGUGUUGUUAAUAUAAUGAAAUAAUGCUUUUAGGGCAUUUUCUGACUUAUGAAAAGAGGGCAGAACAGGAUGUUUGGCCAUUUGUCUUUUAAUCUCAGCAUUACUAAUAUGACUAUUAGGAAGGUGAUUUCUCCUCAUUUGUUUCUGUCUCCCCAUUGUGAAGUAUUGAAGUCAGACUCAGUGACCUUAAGAGUGGCUUUUAGCAUUAAUAUUAUAAGAGAAUUAACUGGACCUCUAGUAUUUUACCUAUUUUGUUCACUGUUACAGUUAAUACACUCAAUCCAAACAGGUCAGCUGAAAAAUCAUCAAUGUAACUUGUUUUAGUUUGCUUUUAGUAAAAUUUAACUGUUUUUAGUACUUGGAAAAGUAACAGUUAAGUCCACAGUUUACAGAGUGAUAAAUAUCUGUCAUAUAUGUGUGUAAGUGUGUGUAAAAUUACAUAUAUGUUUAUCUAUAUUACAUAUAGAUAUAGACAAAUUAUAUAUGUAUGUGUACACAUGUAUGCAUACUUAUGUUCAUGUGUGUAUGUCUCCAUACACACACGUGUGUGUGUAUAUGACUUUAACUAGUCACUAGCACAGUAUUACAAACUACUGGUACUCUUGUCCAGUCUUUGCAUUAUGUUUUUACUGUAGUGCUUUCUAUACGUUAAUAUUUGUGAAUUCACUGAUCACAGAGAGGUAGCUGUUGUUAGUUCACGCCUUCCCUAAAUUAGUAUAAACAACUUACUACUGCUACAGUUGAUCUGGGGUCUGUUGUGCACAGAGUUUCUGUGGUUACUGCUAAGCAGUAGCCAUCAUUUGGUGUUAGUUGAUCAUUUACUAUGUUCUGGACACAUACACUUAAAAACUAAACUAUGUGAAUCUCAGUGCUCUCAGUACUGGAUAAAUCUCUAUUUGGACUGUUGAGUUAUAAAUCAGCCUGAGUAUCCUAUGAAACACUAUAAGCUACAAUUUAAGGAAACCCUUGUCCUGUGGUAUAUUGUUGAGCAAUUCUAAAACUAUCUUUUACAUUUAAAAGUCCUUCAGCAGUAUUAAAGUACAUAAUACAUCAUUUCUUUAUAGAGGAUCAUCAAUCAUUUUAAAUUGAAUAUAAGCAUGAAUUUUUGACUAUAAAACUGUUCCAGAAGUCAUUCUUGGAUCUAACAUUUUUAGCCUCAUUAAUGCUUUUUCUUAUAACGAACCACAAUCACCCUUCCUAACUAUCCUUCACUCACAAGAGCAGAGGAAAUCUGACUCCAGAUAAUCAUUGUAUAUCAAAUUCUUGCAUCAGCUUUAGAUAAAUUGGGGGGGGGGCAGUCCCAUCACCAAGGGUCCAUUCGUUUUUGCACUUUUGGAUUCCAUAUUUAUCCCAAAUGCUGUUGGGUGUCCCUAGAAACGUCUUGACAUCUUUUUUCCUAUUUAUAUUCUUGUCUCUUGUACUGAACUUUUCCAAAUGUUAAAAUUUAAAGCAUCUCAAAUGUACACCGUAUGUCUCAUUUUAAGAGAAAAUUUUCAAGAUAUUUUGUUUGUUUUAUGUCCUAGAAGACUCCUAAUAUAGAGUAUUUGAGGGAGAUGGAAAAACAUAAUUUAGGGAGCAGAUAGGAAUUGCUCUCUCAUGUUAAAAAAAAUCUCUAAAGUUAAAAACUUAAUAUUUGAGAAAUGUGAUAUAAAGACCUACUUCAACCGAGUUAACAGAGAACUAUGAUAUAUAAAGUAUCUAUUUACACAAUUAUUGUGUAUACAAAAUUUAUUUAAUUUUCUUCUGUAUUGUAACUUAGAUGAUUCCCUAGGAUUCAAACAAAAAUCAUCCUUUGUAUUGGAGAACAAAAGCAUCAUUCCCCUGUUAAUUGUCCAUUUUCUUUCCAUAGGUUUUAAUAUUUUAAGGUUAUCUUUUUAUUUUCUUCAUAAACUUUUGUA
Molecule: messenger RNA, 4692 nt
Organism: Artibeus jamaicensis (Jamaican fruit-eating bat)
Lineage: Eukaryota; Metazoa; Chordata; Mammalia; Chiroptera; Phyllostomidae
Gene: IL1RAP
Product: interleukin 1 receptor accessory protein
Exons: 11
Coding region: 221-1933 (570 amino acids)
Biological process (GO): signal transduction
Molecular function (GO): interleukin-1 receptor activity; interleukin-1 receptor binding
Source: RefSeq, a predicted model, not a curated record